UCUCUGGACACAGUUGUCAUGGAGAUGGAAAAGAGUUCGGUGUCCACGAGCAGCCCUGUUACCAUGGAAAUUCCUUUUAUCGUAGCUAAUCCGAUAACGCAAUCCAAGGCAGAGGAGUAUGUUGAGAACCAGGAUCAGCAUCGUGCAGGAGAUGCGUUUCAGCACACUAAAUAUCGUAUGCUGAUUGUGAUUGGAGAGAUUUCCUCCUGUGAACACCUGGACUCUGCUAGGAAACAAAUCACACGAGGUUUGCUGUCCUGGAAUGUUGAUUUGAGCAUCUGCGACUUGAACAAGGAACUACAGCUGUUUGAGACCAAACAUACGGCUCAGUUUUCUUCACAAGUCAAAGGCCAGCGGAUUCUGCAUUAUCAGAGUGACAUCCUUGAGACGGUGGUGUUAGUUAACCCAUCAGAAGAGGCUGUUUCUUCAGAGGUCCAUUCUUUGCUCACUGACUUGGCUGGAAAUAAACUGCUGAUACUCAGUGGACAGAGCUCUGACCAGGGAAGUGACCUCCUUCUCCAAGGUGGAGUCUUUACCUGGCAGCAAUUCUUUGAUAUUAUUUCUAACACUCAAGUGGUAUCAGUCCUUUCCAGGGCCUAUUCAGAGAAGCCAUUAAAGCUUACUGUUUCCUGUCAAGGAGACGGGGGCUGGAGCUCCCUGGGCAAAAGCCAGGAGCAGCAUCUGUUUCCAAGUAUUCUGGAAUACCGUUUGAAUCCGGAACCACACCUUCCUAAAAUGGAAGGAGUGACAGAGUUUACAGAUUAUGUCUCAGAGACAGUAGACGUGCCCUCACCCUUUGAACUUUUAGAGCCACCGACUUCAGGAGGAUUUCUGAAACUGUCAAAAGCUUGCUGCUACAUAUUUCCUGGAGGAAGAGGGGACUCUGCUUUAUUUGCUGUCAAUGGUUUCAACAUCCUGGUGGAUGGUGGGUCUGACCGAAAGUCUUGCUUCUGGAAACUGGUUCGCCACCUAGACAGAAUUGACUCUGUUCUGCUCACGCAUAUUGGUGCAGACAACCUUCCAGGCAUCAAUGGUUUGUUUCAGAGAAAGAUUGCAGAGCAGGAGGAGGAGGGCAACCAAGGUUCUGGUUCAAACACAAGCGAGGAGUCAACGAAAAACCUAAUAUCCCCUGAGCUUGGGAUUGUAUUUCUGAACGUCCCUGAGAAGCUUCGGAUGCCAGAGUCCACUCUAAAAGUUAAACGAAGCAUUGAGGAAGCAUCUCUCACAUUACAGUACCUCAACAAGCUAGGUAUCACACCUGAACCGCUUCACAGGCCAGUAAGUAACACUGUUGAACCCAUCACACUCUUUCAUAAACUUGGAGUUGGAAAGUUGGACAUGUAUGUGCUAAACCCUGUCAAGGAGAGCAAAGAGAUGCAGUUUCUCAUGCAAAAAUGGGCUGGGAACAGCAAAGCUAAGACUGGUAUUCUAAUGUCUAAUGGAAAGGAAGGAGAAAUAUCUGUUCCCUAUUUGACAUCAGUUACUGCGCUCAUUGUUUGGAUUCCGCACAAGCCCACGGAAAAGAUAGUCAGGGUGCUUUUUCCUGGAAAUGCACCUCAGAAUAAAAUCUUUGAAGGCCUUGAGAAACUGAAACACCUUGACUUUCUGCGAUAUCCAGUAGCAACUCAAAAAGACUUAUCAUCUGGUGCCCCGCUGCCCAUUAUCAAGCAGACAAAAAUUAAAUCAAGAACUGAUAGCAAAGAAAGUCUCAAAGCGUCACCAAAACCAAACCCAAAAACUGCCAAGAAGGAAGAUGUUGGACAGGAAGAUGAGCUCAAGAGUGAAACUACUAAAGAGAAUAAAGUGGAAAAGAAAGAAGAGAAAAAAAUAAAAAGUCAAAGUUUGAAGGCCACCAAACAACAGAAAAAUAGUGCAGUUGCUCCUAUGACAACAAAGUCAGAGAAGAAAAUAUCAAAGGAGAAAAGUGGCAAAAUCGAAAAAGUUUUCCGAAUGGAUGAAAAGAAAGAUAAAGAGAAGAAGGACAUCAAAAAAGACAAAGUAAAAAAAGAUGAAAAUAUAAGAAAAGAUGAGAAAAAGGAAAACAAGGAACUCAAAAAGAAGGACACAAAUAAGCCAGAAUUGAGAAAAAUGACUAAACCAGAUCUUAAACCACUCACUCCUGAAGUGAGGAAAACACUACACAAAGUUAAGAGUCAGACUAAAAUCAAGACAGAAAAGAAUACAGUUGUUAAGGAGCAUUCAAAGGUUAAAAAGCAUAUCCCUGAGAACCUCCAUGAAGAGGUCACAGCAGCAGCUCUUGCAGACAGGUCAAUCAUGUCUUCCCCGGAGGACCUUACCGAGGACUUUGAGGCUCUGAAAAGAGAUGAGUUGUCAAAACCCAAGAUUGAGAGUGCCCAGAUAUCUGAGGUAUCAGCUCUCAAAGACACUAAAGUAUCCAUGUCGUUCUCUCCUGAUGACAAAAUUACAUCAUUUGCUACUCAUGCAGAGACUGCUUUAACCACAUUUCCUGAGAAAACAAAUGAAGGCAAAACAGAUGGGAAAAUAUCAGAACGGAUUAGAUCUCCUCAAAGUAAAGAUUCAAGCAGUGGUAUUCACAAGCAAUAUGAAGAGCAGACAAUUGUGGAUUAUGGCAAAUAUUCUGAAAAGGAAGAUUUAAAAGACAUGUCAAAGAAGAGUGAUAGCUCAGAGGAUGAUGAUGAAGUAAUCGAAAAAGCUGAGUUUGAAGGAACAGAAGAUGCUUCAUUUAUCAAGUAUAAAACACAGGAAAUAAAGAAAGAAAGCCCUGAAAAGGGGUUGGAAAACAAAUCAACUGUACCACUGGCCUCAUCCACUGCGGGACUGUCUGGACAAGGAGUAGUAGGAUCAGCCUCUGAGCAAUUCUCCUUUAUCCAAGAUGAAACUAUCCCUGGUUACACAGAGACAGAACAGACCAUCUCUGAUGAGGAGAUCCAUGAUGAUACGGAAGAAAGAAUACCACAGUUACGAUAUAAUGCAGGAUCUUACGACAUCUCAGUCCCUGAUGUCCCUAGAACAUUUGACCCGAUGCACGGUAUGGAAGAGAUGAAAAGCUCUGCUGUUUCUGAUGUUGUGGAUGUCAAACCCAAAGCCUUUAUGGUAGGUCAGCAGUUUGAGACGGCAUCUUAUCCUGCUGUCAUUGCGGCUCCUCUUGCAGAGGAGGAACACAUAUCAUCUGCCACAUCCAUAACAGAAUAUGACAAAAUGUCAUCAUUUGCCACAUCAGUUGCUGAAGACCAGUCCGUAGCAUCUGUUACGGCACCUCAGACUGAGGAAGUUGGAAGGAACUCCCUACUUGACAUCAUCAACAAUGUGCCCGCACGUACAGAAGGCACCCAGGGAAAGGACUACCUACAUUCCGCAGGUACCAUUUCACCUACCUCUUCUUUGGAAGAUGACAAAUGUUUUAAGUCUCCUUCCUCUGAUGAGUACCACCCCAACAUGAUGGAAAUGGAGAGUGAUGACAAGGCUAUUGCAGCUCAUGAUGAAGAUGAUGAUGAAGAAGAUGAGGAUGAAGAUCAAACUCCAAAUGUUGACAUCCCUCUGGGUAAACUCCAAGAGGGCUAUGAACAUGCAGCGUCCAUGAUGCUAAAGGAGAAAGAAAACUCAACUUCUCCCACUAUUUCUCUUCCCGCCCUAUCUCAAAACUCUCCUAUGCAGCCCGCCAGCGAAAAACAGUCUCCAUUUAGUAUUGGUGGAGUUGUAAUCAGCAGUGGAAUACAAGCCACAUCAACAUCGCCAUCUCUCGCUACAGAAUUUGAGUCCCAUUUCAGACAAGACAGUGAUGAGAGAUGUCCAAGCCCCGAUGACAGCACUAUGAAACUGGCAUCACCCGCACAGUCAGUUCCUACAAGCACGGGCUACUCUCCAGCAGAGGAAAAGCCCUCAAAGACCAAAGAUGAAGCAGAUAUCAAUUUGAAGAGCGAAAAAGCAGAGAAAUCAGUCACUAUUUCAGAUAAUACAUCAUUCAUUGGACUUUCAGGUGACAAAACAAUGUUAGAGGCAUCAGAAGAAUCUGAAGAGGACAGUGUGGAUGAAGAUGACUAUCACAUCAAAAAAGAUCUCCAGCCAGCCGUUAAGGCUAAACUUAUGGAGGCAAAAGAAGGAUGCUUCCUGGAUGAUGAUUUAACAAUUGAGGCAAAGACUUCCACGAUAGGGACUGACCUUGAAAGCUUACAAAAGCAUAGUGUAGAUGAGAAAUCCAAGCCUGAAAUCGUUUAUUCUGAUGAAAAUGAAACAGAUAAUUUUACAACUGGAUUUGAAACAAAAUUCUCACCUGCAUAUUCAAGCAAAACUGAAAAAUGUCCAAAAGGUGCUGAAAAAACAGAUAUCUCUUUCACAGUUCCUGAGAAAAGUGUUCAAUUUAGUGUGUGCGAUUACCCUGAGAAGGAGACCAAAGAGAAAGCCAUCUAUAUAAGACAAGACACGCCUUAUGUACAUGGCAAAACAUUCUCUUACAGUGACAUUUAUGAUAGUAAACCAGGAUCCAUGGAAUCUGAUACAUUUAAUCAAGGGUCCAUAGACAAGGUGGAGAAAGACAUUUCAAGGGAUGAAAUGGAUUUACCACCAUAUCCUGUGACAGCAAGCGGCAAAAUAUCAGUGGAUGAAAAUCCAGUGUCAUAUGGACAAGAACCCUCAACUCCAUUAUGGCGUGACUCAAAGAACACUUCAGCUGAUCCUUCAGUGGUCAAAGGGGCCAAAGAAACAGAACCAUUUGAAUGCACAGAAAGUGAUGUUGGUUCAGCUGCAGAUCGACCUGAAGCAUCUCUCUCUUUGGCAAAGGAUUCUUUGUCUUUUUCAAUGCAAUCUGGCCACCCAAAACCCUCAGCCUUUUCUUCAUCGACAGGGUUCAAUAUUGCCAAAUCAAUUGGCGCUGAUGAUCAAAGCACAUGUUUGGAGAUUGAUAUGCGUAAACUGACAGCUAAGGAUGAAGAAGACUAUGACGAUGAUGAGUUCAUCGGUGAAGAUGAUGAAGACGAUGAAGGCGAUGAGGAUGACGAUAAUGGCUCUGUUGAUUCUGACAUGGAAAAAGGUACCAAAGAGAAGUCUGAGAAAGAAGUAAAAAAUCCUUCCAGUGAAAUACUUUCCUUAAAUAAGCCUGAAUUUAUGGUUUCCAUGGGUGGAUAUGGCUUUUAUAGUCAGGGGAAGCCAAGUGACAAAGAAAACCUCUCCAGUUCAAAGAUAGCAGAUGACGAUAUGGCAGACUCGUCAAUUUUAAAGAGAAAGUCAAGUGGGGGGUCGACAGGUUUUUCUGACUACGUCACAGGCUUCCAGCUGGAUGAAGAGGAAUUUAAGAAAUCCCUUUUACCAAGCCAGACCACAGACAAAGGUAAAGAGGAUAUUAGCUUGAAGCUUUCACAGAAAUGUUUUUACAAGAAUGAGGGAAAUGAUCCAGAUUUCGAGAAACCUCAGUCCCCGGACCACUUGAGCAAGAAAUCACCGGACACAAGCUUUCAGUACACGGCCACUGCUGCCCCUGGUUAUUCCUCUUCCUCUGCCUAUAGCUACUCCUCUUCAACUUCAGGCUCCUUCUCAACCAGCCGUCAGCUUGGAGAAGAUUUGGAGACACCUGCCUCAGCAGAGCCCCUGUUUGAGUAUUCGUCAUUUAAAGAAGAACACUGUCCGGUCAUAGAUUCUCCCUUCCCCUCUUUAACUGGCACCAAAGAUGAUUAUCUUGAAGCAUCUGAGAAACACAACACUGUUACAAACGCAGCUGAGUCCACCUCUAGCUUAGCCCACUUUUCACCCCUCAGUCCAUCUGAGGAGGCCAAACUCUUCCCUUCACAUUCACGAACAACUUCUGCUGAAAGCAAAAAGGAACAAACACGUUUUAGCGGUUUCAUGGAUAGACAACCUCAAUCAGAUUGCUUCUAUAAGCCUGAGUGGUCUGAGGUGUCAAGUUUGGACUCGGCAAAAGACUUAGAGGACUCAUUGGUCACACACUCUAAAGAAACAGCAAUCUCAUUCAAUAAAGAGGCAGCCAGUGCUGCUUUGUUUGGUGUCACUUCUUCACCACGUCCUGUUACUGAAGGGAAACAUUACUUUGAGGAAAGUGACAGCAGUGAAGAAGAAGAGGAUGAAGGGGAUUAUACGCAAGAAAUGACUUCAGUAUCACCCUCCAGUGGGCUCACAGGUUCCUUGACCUUAUCUGAUAAGCCCGUUUCUUCAGCUGAAAGUGAAAUGAUAACUAAUGCACUCCCUGAUGUGCUUGGCUCUUACAUGUCUUCACCACUUUCAGCCACCAAGCCUGACCCAACCAAAGGAACCACAGAAGUCAGCGUAAGCUCAACCCUCCUUGCUGGAGCUACAGCUAGUGGUGCACUUGUAGACACAGCAAGAAUAGAGUCCAGAGAGGGUGCUGGAAGCUACAGGAGCUCCUAUGAAUGGGAAAUGUCCAAACCUCAGAUAGGGAGGAUGCCUGGUGACUCUCCUCCCCAUUAUCGUCACGACGAUGAAUUUGAAGAGGAGUGUGAAAUGGAGCCAGAACACCCAGUACGGCCACUUUCACUCUCAUCGACUAGUCAGCCAUUUCACUCCCCUUUCUCUGCUGAUGAGUGCAGCCAACAAGGGCAGUUUGAUGUUGAUGACGAUGAUGAGGAUGAUGAUGAGAGUGAUCAAGAUCUUGCUGGCAAAGCAUCCAAAGGAGCUGCCUCUUCAUAUGCAGGCCAAAGCUCUCCGGGAUAUUCGUCCUGUGAGUACAAGCAGCAUAAAACUGACCUUUCACCUUCCUUUAUCAACCCAUGCAUGCGGCAGCUAUGUAGUGAUGAAGAUGACGAAGAGCAAGGACAUCAAAGUGAACAGUCGCAGGAGGGUGACGAACAUGACAUGUCGGUAAAGAGAAGGGCUCGCAAGCAGCCACAACAUCAUCAGUCCCACAGCAGCUCUUUUCAUCAAGCCAGUGGCAUGUCAGCAGGGUUGGGUGAAGCAACAGAGGACACUCCACCCACUUCCAUAAGUGAGUCUCUCGCCUCUCAGUCGGACUCUGAAGUGCCUGCAGGCACAGAAGAGUUCCCCUCAGUCACUGGUGAAGGCAACGUUGAUUCAGAUGAGGAUGCAGACUAUAUGCCUAUUGACAAAAUAUCCGCCACGGGCAGCCGUCAGCCUUCCUCCUGGAAGAGCCACGAUCCAGUUCCCACACCUCAAAAGGACCCCUAUCCCCAUCCUCCUUGUCCUGAUGUCUGCAUGGUGGACCCUGAUUCUUUGGGCAGUGCCUCAAUUAAGAAAGAGCCUAAAGCAAAAGGCUUGAAGAAAGCUGGGAAAACCAAGUCAGCGUCCCCAGCCAGACGCAAGAGGUCCCCUUUGCCUGUCAAACAAACAUCAUCUCCUCGAAGUGCGUCACUAAAAAAGAAGGAUGCUGACAAGAGUUCACGGAUGUCUCGCCUGUCAGAUGGACAGGGCUCAAAAGAUGAUGAUCUCUCAAGGUCAAGCUACAAUCCUGGCAAAGCGACAACAAAUGGUGGCAAGAGCGGUUUGGGCUCUCCAAAGGCUGGUUCUACAGCUCCUAUUUAUGUUGACAUGGCCUACAUUCCUAACCACUGCAGCGCCAAGAAUGUAGAUCAAGAAUUUUUCAAACGUAUUCGCUCCGCAUACUACGUGGUGAGCGGGAAUGAUCCUGGAAGUGGUGAACCAAGCCGAACUGUUCUCGAUGCACUGCUGGAUGGAAAAGCUCAGUGGGGUUCAAAUCUUCAGGUGACGCUGAUCCCGACUCAUGACACAGAAGUGACUCGCGAGUGGUACCAGCAGACACACGAGCGGCAGCAGGAGCUCAACAUCAUGGUCCUGGCGUCCAGCAGCACUGUCGUCAUGCAGGAUGAAUCUUUCCCCGCUUGCAAGAUUGAGUUUUAG
This is a messenger RNA of Nerophis lumbriciformis (worm pipefish), 7821 nucleotides long. The record is from RefSeq and is a predicted model, not a curated record. NCBI's taxonomy places the organism in Eukaryota, Metazoa, Chordata, Actinopteri, Syngnathiformes, Syngnathidae.